AUGAGCUCACUCCGGGAACCCCUCAAGCUCUUGAAGGCCCUAUUGAUUCGCAUCCCGUUGAUCCUCAAGACCAUUCUCUUGCAUGGAGUUCGAAUGUCCCCUGGCACGGGGAAACAGGAUAUACGCACCGAGCUGACGGUCGCUAUUAUCCGAUCAUUCAUGGCAUCAAGGGCGCCAAUCAGCAAAAGCCAGAGAAAUAGCAUACGCGAUCCCGGAGUCAAGGGUCCUAUGUGGGUAUCCAAGGUCACACUCCCACGGCCCGAGAUGGACGUGCGCGACGCAGUACUGCGUGCAAUCGAGGAUCUGAAAACUGGUGAUCAGACCUAUGAUAUACCUGUAGUUGCUGCGGUCGAAGGCGAAUGGACUGGUUACCGCGCGGGAGUUGGAAAGAAAACACCUGAGCCCGAUCUCUCAGAAGAGGAGAAAUACCACAAGCUGCGCGAGGAAUCACCGUCUGAUAUGACGAUCUUGUAUUUCCACGGAGGUGCAUACUUCCUCAUGGACCCCUGCAGCCACCGCAUCCCCGUCGCACACUUGUCCCACUUGACUGGCGCACCCGUAUUCUCUGUCCGAUAUCGUCUCGCUCCUCAGAAUCCAUUCCCAGCUGCACUCGUCGAUGCCCUAACAGCAUAUCUCUCUCUCCUUCACCCGCCCCCGGGUUCCCUUCACGAACCAGUGCCAGCGAACAAGAUCAUCUUCGCUGGUGAUUCUGCAGGCGGAAACCUUUCACUGGUACUCCUCCAGACACUUUUGACUCUCGACCGCGCAUCGCGUACUAUCCGUUUCCACGGCAAAGACGUGCCCAUCGAACUGCCCGCAGGCGUAGCAACCAUCUCACCAUGGUGCGACGUGACGCGGUCUAUGCCGUCAAUCAGCGGGAAUGCGCAUCUGGAUUAUCUCGAUGCGCCGCCUGUACCGUCUGACGACCCAGAUGUCAAGAUUCCAUUUGUUCCAAUGCCGUUCGCACCAGACGAUAUCUGGCCCUCAUCUCCACCUCGCGCCGACAUCUACUGCAACGCCAGCAUACUGAACCACCCAUUAGUGUCUCCGCUCGCUGCGCCGGCCGAGCUCUGGAAGAAUGCGCCUCCUAUCUGGGUCUCAACUGGCGAGGAAGGCCUCACAGAUGAGGGUCUUAUUCUGGCGCGCCGCGUCUACCAAGCGGGCGUGCCUCUUGUUGCAGAGAUGUUUGAGGGUAUGCCUCACUGCCACGGUCUGAUUAUGAUGGCCCACCCAGUUAGUCGUCGUUUCUUCGAAAGCUUUGCUGGUUUCUGCCGCGAUGCUGUUGCCGGCCGGGUUCUAUCAACUGGGAAUCUCACCUGGUUGGGCUUCAAACUUCAAUUGUCUAAGGAAAUACCGAUUGAAAAAGCCUGUGAAACUAGUGACGAGGAGGUGGAGGCUCUCAUGCAGAAAAUUGCUGCUUGGAAAUUGGAGGCCGAGAUCGAACUACAGAAGCAAUGGCGCGAGAAAGCGCGGUUGUGA
Molecule: messenger RNA, 1479 nt
Organism: Penicillium paradoxum
Lineage: Eukaryota; Fungi; Ascomycota; Eurotiomycetes; Eurotiales; Aspergillaceae
Product: Alpha/beta hydrolase fold-3
Exons: 2
Coding region: 1-1479 (492 amino acids)
Molecular function (GO): hydrolase activity
Source: RefSeq, a predicted model, not a curated record